CAUGCAAAGAAUCAGCUGUUAGCCGCAACGUACCUACCAAACCCAUCUGCUUUGUGCUUUUGCGCAGACGAGCACGUGCCAAACUUCCCCUAUUCACUGUGUCUUUGCUAACUGUCAUCCGUUGCCAAGGGCAACCCCCAUCUUUGAUGCACACAGACGGCGGCAUGUGAAUUGCGCUUUCUCUCCCAUUGGAAGCAGCCGAGGUCCAACGACCCCCGUGCGCCAUCGACCUAAGCUGAACCUUAAGCCAACGGCUGCGUGUGUUGGAGUUCCAAAGUUCGGGAAAAGCAAAAGCUCCACCAAAGCAGUGGACAGUGUCAACCAACUCCCCAGUAGGGCCGUCAAACGAGCAAAACAGGGUACCAACGAUGCUAUCCGACGUAGAGGAGCUGCCCUCGGUGCAGCUGGGCGACUACGUGCUCCGGUUUGAGCUGGAGGAUCUGACGCCCUUCGGCAAGGAGGUGGCCAAGAAUGAGCUGCGCGAAACGCCCGAAAUUCGUGCCGCCGCCAUCGAGGAGCUGCGCACGCUGCUCAAAGAUGUUGAAGACUUGGUAGUGCCGCUAGACAACGAUGACUGGAUGAUCCGGUUCCUGCGUCCGUGUAAAUUCUACGCCAAAAGUGCCUGUGAGCUGAUCCAGCGGUACUACCAGUUCAAGGUGAACCGGGAUCAGCUCGGACGGCGUGUGCUGCUGCUGGAGCUGGGCAAAACCUGGAAGCACAAGGAAGUCUCCCUGGACGAGGUGUUCAAGGGCUGCGUCCUGUUCCUCGAGGCGGCAAUGCUCGAGCCCGAAACGCAGGUGCACGGUGCGGUCGUAAUCUUCGACAUGGACGGGCUGACGCUCCAGCAGGCGUGGCAGUUUACGCCACCGUUUGCGAAGAGAAUCGUAGACUGGCUGCAGGACGCGGUGCCGCUGCGCAUCAAGGGCAUACACAUUAUCAAUCAGCCAAAGAUCUUCAACAUGGUGUUCGCACUGUUUAAGCCGAUCUUGCGCGAGAAGCUGCGCAACCGUAUCAUCUUCCACGGCACCGAUCGUGAGUCGCUGUACAAGCACAUCUCGAAGGAAUGUCUGCCAGCGGUCUACGGCGGUACAGUGGACGCACCCCGGGUACAGGGCGAACAGUGGUACGAGCUGCUGCUCAAGUGCGACAACGAGUACAAGGAGAUCAACAACUACGGCUACAUCAAGCAGCUGGAGGAGCAGCGCAACAAAAAGAACAAGAAGAAAUGAUAUGGGACGCAUGGGAGCACAGGGAAGGUGAUAGGAGUUCGGCAAUCUUCGGAGACCCGACAGAGACAGCCAGGUGGCGAUGAUAACUUACAAAAAGGAAAAAAGACUCUUACUUCAUCUGCGGCAAAGGCGCCAGCGGGGUUUGUCGCCAUGUGAUUGCUUACAUAUUCCAUUAACUGCAACGAUUUACCCCACCCCCCCUCCCCAAGGCACUUAAGCUCUACUACUACUACUAAAUAACGUUCUCUACACAUUCACACCCCGUGCGGAUCCGGAUAGGAUUUUUAGGUUUAAUGCCGCUAUCGCUACACACGGAAGGGUUUCGGGAUUCACGGGAAGCACGAACACUGCACACGCGUUUGCUUAGCUAACCGGUCGCUACUACUUAGAAGUCAAAUUGGGUACAAAAAGACCAGAAUAGCGCGCUUGCACUAUCUAUCAAUUAUUUACCUAGAUAGUGAACAAAUUCUACUAAACAGAAGCAGAAGGCAAAAAAAAACAAAAGGUGUGAUACGAUCUUUCCUUUCGAAACAGGCGUGAUAGCUAUAUUUACUUUAGCAGCAGAAGAAGGGCUCAGCUUCGUUUGCUUGUACAGUUCUUUGCUGCAUCAUCAUGAGAGAGACUGUAUGCGAAGAGUAAAGUGAACGUAGGUUAAAUUAUCCCACUUUUUUUUUAAAUAUUGUUAUUAAGUAUUGCGGUUAGAGCAAUGGAACAAAUAAAUAGUGUAAAAGGAACCUA
Anopheles arabiensis is the source of this 1967-nucleotide messenger RNA. Its product is annotated as clavesin-1. The record is from RefSeq and is a predicted model, not a curated record. Gene Ontology annotation, cellular component: membrane. Bases 369 to 1229 code for a protein of 286 amino acids. Gene Ontology annotation, molecular function: phosphatidylinositol bisphosphate binding. The transcript has 5 exons. Lineage: Eukaryota; Metazoa; Arthropoda; Insecta; Diptera; Culicidae.